This is a messenger RNA of Penicillium riverlandense, 1260 nucleotides long. RefSeq names its product PCI domain-containing protein. NCBI's taxonomy places the organism in Eukaryota, Fungi, Ascomycota, Eurotiomycetes, Eurotiales, Aspergillaceae. The transcript has a single exon. The record is from RefSeq and is a predicted model, not a curated record. The coding region runs from base 1 to 1260 and encodes 419 amino acids. Gene Ontology annotation, cellular component: cytosol; COP9 signalosome.
AUGGCAUCUCAAAAGAUCACCGCCGCCCUGGCGGCCAUUGAGUCGACUACUCACCCCCAAACCAAGCUCCAGCAGUACAAAGACCUCCUCGAUGAAAUGGUAUCCACCUCCUCCGGCCACGAACUGGCCCAAGACCUGGUCUACUUUCUCGACUCCGUGCUCGGCGAAGACAUCAGCAUCGUUGCUGCACGACCUCUCCUCGACUCCUUCAUCGCCAUCCUCCAAAAACUCGACGCGGAAACAAAGAUUAGGGUCGGACAACAUGCAGUGACCCUCUUACAGUCGCGGGCCACCUCCGUGGAGGAGCAGGACUCCCAGAUCCGCGAGAUCCUGGCCGAUGCCUAUGAGUCGCAGGAGGAAUAUACGGCCGCAGCGCGGGCGCUGCAGGGUAUCCAUAUUGACAGCUCUCAGCGGCUAGUUUCCGAUGCCGCCAAGGCACGCCUCUGGAUCCGGAUCGUGCGCUACUACCUCGAGGACGACGACACCACCUCCGCCGAGGCUUUUUUGAAUCGGAUCAAGAACCUUCCCAGCAAGAUUGAAGACCAUGACGCCAAGUUAUACUUUCAGCUGUCGCAGGCGCGCAUCCUCGACGCCCGCCGCCGCUUUUUGGAUGCCUCGCAGGAAUACUUCAGCGUCAGUCUGGCGCCCGGCGUGGACGAGGGCGAUCGCCUGACCGCAUUGUCAGCCGCUAUCCGAUGCGCAGUGCUCGCUCCUGCGGGCCCACAGCGCUCCCGCACUCUCGCCCGUCUGUACAAGGACGACCGCACCGCGUCGGUCGACGAGUUCUCCAUUCUCGAGAAGAUGUUCCUCGACCGGCUCCUGACAGCAGAGGAAGUCGCCGCUUUCGCCAACAAACUGGCCCCGCACCAGCUCGCUGUCACUGCUGACGGCACCACCGUCCUUGACAAGGCUGUAAUCGAACAUAACCUUGUCGCUGCAAGCAAACUCUACGAAAAUAUCACUGUGGACACCCUCGGCUCAAUUCUCGGCCUUCAAUCCUCGGGCGACUUGUCCGCAGGCGAAAAAGCAGAGGCGUAUGCCGCACGCAUGGUAGAGCAGGGCCGUCUACGCGGUCGCAUUGAUCAGAUCGAUGGAAUUAUUUAUUUCGACACCGAUUCUGCGGGCGCAGGGUCUAGUGGGAAUUAUCUUCGUCAGUGGGAUCUGGGAGUUCAGGAACUGGCUGAGGAUGUCGAGCGUGUGGCGGCUAGUAUCACGGAUAAAUUCCCGGUAUGUACAAGAUCGUUUUCGGGAUCAAUCUGA